GAGCAUGCGCAUGACAUGUUGUAAACAAUGAGUCCAGACCGUCUUCAGCUUUGUGUCUGUUUAAGUUUAUUUGUUCAGAACUAAAUGUUUUUACCGACCCCUCGUUAUAUGUAGCGACAUGUUUUUCGGGAGCUGAAGCAUGGAGGCGGUUCUGAUCCGGCUGAAGGGACUAGGUGCUGCCGAGCUCUGUGAGGAAUUCGCUCGAGCAGGCGUCAAGUGCGGCCCCAUCACAUCCACCACCCGAGCCACCUACGAGAGGAAGUUAGCUCGUGUCCUCGCUGAGCAAGAGGGCAUUGCAGCUGAAACAGAUGGCAACGAUGCAACGCUGAGCCUUGAAACUGGAGUAGAUCACUCCAAGCCUGUGUCAGGUGCCACCCCAGCAGUUGUCCCCGAGACUAUCGCAGCAUGCAGCAGUUCGUCUGAGAACAAUGGCGAAGAGAUGGACUUUGGGUACGGAGUGGGACUAAACCCACCAGAGGAAGAAGAGAUCUCAGUAAGGUCAGCCUUUCACAGCUCUGCUGACUGCACUGACGCUCAGUACAAAACACAAACCCCUUCAAAGCCAGCACAAGUGUCCCCAACUUUUUUUUAUGGAGUUUGUCCACCGUGGGAGGAUGUCUUGUCCAGAAAUGAGGGAACACACGUUUACUCGGACAAGAAAGACGCACUUCAAGCUGUAAAGACCAUGAAGGGCGCUCGCUUCAAAGCUUUUAGUAACCGUGAAGAUGCAGAGAAGUUUGCCAAGGGACUCUGCGAAUAUUUCCCCUCUCCCAGCAAGUCCACACCCUGUGCUUCUAUCAAACCUGGACUGGUCAUGGGUAAAGCUGAAAACAUGGAAGUUGACACCAUUAACAGGGAGCGGGCCAACAGUUUUAAGAGCCCACGCAGUCAAGACUUAACAGCAAAACUAAGGAAAGCUGUGGAGAAGGGUGAUGAGCAGGCCUUCUACGAGCUCGUCUGGAGCAACCCACGUUACCUUAUUGGCUCAGGGGAUAAUCCCACUGUUGUUCAGGAGGGUUGCCGGUACAAUGUCAUGCACGUGGCAGCCAAAGAGAACCAGGCAGGGAUUGCCCAGCUGCUACUGGACACUUUGGAAAACCCAGAGUUUAUGCGCCUCAUGUACCCAGACGACCAGGAAGUCAUGCUGCAAAAACGAAUCCGCUACAUUGUAGAUCUUUACCUCAACACUCCAGAUAAAGCUGGUUUUGAAACACCACUCCACUUUGCCUGUAAGUUUGGAUGUCCAGAUGUGGUCAAUGUCCUGUGCUCGCAUCCCGACAUCGAUAAGAACUGUAAGAACAAGGACAGCGUGAAGCCUUGUGAUCUUAUUUGUAGCAGGAAAAAUAAAACCCAGGAAGUGAAACAAAGGAUAAGCGACUACUUGGAGGAUCGCUGCUAUAUCCCUUUGCUGAGGGCAACAGACAACACCUCUCAGCCCAUCAUUGGUGCUUCAUGGUCACCUGAGUCCUCAGAGAGUCUGUCACUGAUCCGUCAGCACACAAGGAGCCCCAUGGAUCCUUUAAUGGCCGUCACGGCCUUUGCUGGCCCGCUGAGCCCUUCUAAAGCAGAUGAUUUUCGUCGGUCGUGGAAGACGCCCCCUAGAGAACGGGCCGAGCUAUUCCACCACCUUCUGAAGUCGGACCCUGACAGAGGGGCAGAGAGAGUGGGAAGAGAUUUAGCUCACAAGAUGGGCCUGCCCUGGGCUGAAUAUUGGGUCUUCCUGGAUUGUUUUGUGGAUCUGUCAUCAGCUGAGGGGCUCUGUAAACUGGAGGAGUACCUGAGUAAGAAGGAUUUCAGCCCAAGGACUCAUGAGGGGGCUGGACAGAAUGAGACCAGUAACAGGUUUAAAACUCCCUCUCCAGGGAAGCCUAAAAAAUUCUGCAACUCCAUUUCUGUGGGUGCCUUCCUGGAUGAGAGUGAUGAUAUCAGCCUCGAGGAGAUAAAGAACCGGCAAAACGCAGCGCUCAGCUGCAUCACGUCCUCGGCUUCAUCUAAAGAUGUCCUGAAGGGAGCUGUAGGUGGCCGCGAGUUCACGCUUCUCCACCGCGGGGCGGACCUGAUCGAGACGGCCGCCGAGCAGGACCUUUUGUGCUGCUGCAGCGAUGGCCUCCUGUCACCCGGUGUCGUCUGUAAAAACAGGGCAUGCUCCUCCUCUAGAGACAGGACUCACAAUGGAGACAAGGUGCCCCCAUACACCUCCCCGUCUUCUGGACUGCUGUCGCCCAUCACCAAUCUCAUGGUGGAGUUUGAGCGCAUGUCGCUGCAGGAGCCAAUGGACAGUCCCACGAGCUACAGGGAGAGGAGGUGCAGCGGUGGGCGUCGGCACAAGGACAACUGGAGCUCCUCCUCAGCCACAGACCUGAGCUCUGGACUCACCCGCCUGUCUCUUGGUCAGAAUAGUGAGGAUGUGGAUCGAGCAGGCAGAAGAACAGAUGGAGGAGGUUCAGAGGAGAGGAGCAGCAGCUCGGAGGAGUACUUUGAAGCAGAAGAGGGUCUGGAGGCGCUGGAUAGGACUAGAGGGACAGUUUCAGGGGUGCGCAAUUUCUGUGCAAGGUCCAGGUCAUGGGACCAUGGAGGCAGGGACCUGAGCAGCUCAGGAUCCUCAGGGUCCUCUUACAAAUCCUUCGAUAACUCCCACGAGUUCUUACCCAGGACUCCCCCGCAUUUUAAAAGAGGGCUUUUCAUUGAGGGGGACUCUCCAACCAAACUGGACAGAGAGGUGUUGUCAGCGAUCGAGUGCACAGAUGUGGACCCCCUGAAGUAUCCUAGCAUUCACAAAUGGAAGAGCACAAUGAAGUCAUACGCUCCAUCAGACAUGCAAAGCUGGCCCAGCCCGGUGGUGAAAGCCCGACUCAAGAUGCAGCACCAGACCCCCGGCUCCCCCAUCAGCGGCCUGAUGGCCCCCAGCGGUCGCUUCAGUCCUGUCCGCCACGCUGCCUCACCAGACUUCAGCCCCAGCCGAUACAGCCCUGCCAGUGUUAGCUACAUCCAACGCCUCAGACACCUAAACGAACCACUAUAACUGCCCCCCCCGAGCUGCACCAGAGCACAGAAACUCCACACCUGACAGAAAUAUGCACAACCAUCUGGUGGAUUUGUUUUUAUGAUGUAUG
Nematolebias whitei (Rio pearlfish) is the source of this 3113-nucleotide messenger RNA. It is a transcript of the gene ankle2, whose product is annotated as ankyrin repeat and LEM domain containing 2. Gene Ontology annotation, cellular component: endoplasmic reticulum. The record is from RefSeq and is a predicted model, not a curated record. The transcript is spliced from 13 exons. The coding region runs from base 140 to 3022 and encodes 960 amino acids. Lineage: Eukaryota; Metazoa; Chordata; Actinopteri; Cyprinodontiformes; Rivulidae. Gene Ontology annotation, biological process: negative regulation of phosphorylation. Gene Ontology annotation, molecular function: protein phosphatase 2A binding.